This is a messenger RNA of Funneliformis geosporum, 600 nucleotides long. Lineage: Eukaryota; Fungi; Glomeromycota; Glomeromycetes; Glomerales; Glomeraceae. The record is from the annotation of a GenBank genome assembly.
AUGGAUUCAGAAGCUGCUUUAGAUGUUGAAGUAGAAGCUGUCUUGGACGUGAAUACAGAAGUUGCCUUAGAUGUUGAUGUGAAAGUCACUUUAGAUGUGAAUACAAAAGCUGCCUUAGAUGUUGAUGCGGAAGCUACCUUAGAUGUAAAUACAGAAGCUGCCUUGGAUGUUGAUGUUAAUGUAAAAGCCACUUUAGAUGUUGAUAGAGCUUCAGAUGAUAUAUUCUUUAUCAUUGAUACUCUUUUUUAUUUUACAAUUUGCUAUAAAGGUUUCGUAGAUUUACUGGUAGAAAUAGAAGUAUUGGUGUUAUUUUGUUUAAAUAGUUUAUUUAAGUUACUUACCAAAGAAGAUGAUUUUGAUGUAAAUGAUAAUGUGUAUGAAGAAGAUGUUGAUAUAUGUGAAGAUGAUGAUAUACGUGAAAAAGAAGACGAAAAUAUAUAUAAAGAAAAUAAUAUAUUUGAAAAUGAUGAUAAUGAUAUAUAUGAUGAUAUACGUGAAAGAGAUGAUGGUGUAGAUGAAGAUGAUGAUAUUUAUGAAGAUGAUGAUUAUGUAUGCGAAGAAGAUGGUAUAUAUGAAGGUGAUAAUGAUGUAUCACCUUAG